Symbiodinium natans is the source of this 1071-nucleotide messenger RNA. Lineage: Eukaryota; Dinophyceae; Suessiales; Symbiodiniaceae. The record is from the annotation of a GenBank genome assembly.
AUGCCUCAGUCCUGGAACUGCGCCGUGAAGAUCGAAAAGUGCCGCUGGCUCGAGAGGAGGGCGGGGUACAAAGCUGCCAUGUUCUCAAAGAGCAGUACCAACAAAUCCAGCAAAGAGAGCAAGGACUCACUCGGCGAAGCUGGGGAAAACAGCUUUGGUGAGGGACGACCCUUUCCGCAGCUGGGGUCGUAUGACCGCCAUGACAGAAUCAAGAAGGCGGCGUACCUCUUACUGGAAGCACAAAAGGCUACUGCAGAGCAGACGCAAUUCUUCGAGACCUGGCUGAAGAUUGUGUUUGAUGAGGCUGUGCCAGUCUCGACUGAAGGUGCAACACAGCUGAGAGUACCUACCGACCUUGAGUCCCUUGAGCUGAGCAUCAAAGCUCCGAAGGAGCUGAUGCUAAGGCUUGCGAACCGUUUUCUCGAGGCUUGCAAGGUCCCGGACCUCCGCAUGCUCCAGCAGUUUGCCCAGCUGCAGUGGGAGAAGGACGAUGUCCCCGAGGUGUCAUUGUGGUGCAGGCUGAAGCGGUUGGGGAGUGCUUGCCCUGGCGUUGAUGCUGGCUUUCACUUAGACCAGUCCAUGGAGUGGCUGGUUACAGAUAUUGUUGUUCCCAAAAGUGAGGACCAGGCAAACUUGCGAAACAACGCUAUGUCCCACCGCCUUGUUCCUUUCGCAUAUGGCGCAUCCCUGUUCCCCAUCGAGCCCGAAUCCUCCUUGACCUUCGAUAUGGAGACAGGAUCCAUGAAGUCGUCAAUCCUCUCUGCCCUCUUCAUGUUUGGAGCUAUGGGCUUUGCAAAGCCCGAAGAUCUUGGUUUGACCGCAAUCACUCACGUGGAUGCCAUGAAGUGCUAUUUGCUUGCAGCGCUUGGUCCGAAGGGAUUGACUCGAAUGGCGCUACGCUUUGAGAAGCCUCAGGCCACAUGCGUUGCGGAUCUCACGUCCGCGUGCAAUAUCAAAAUACGCACUGAUGUCAUCGCCGAUAUCGAAAUUGAGCUGGACAAGACGCCUGGCUUUGUCGAGUAUGCUGCUGAGAUGCGAGGCUACACCGUCACGGUGGGCUACGUUUUGUGA